AUGUCUGCCGCUCAUCUGAGCCAGCUUCACGCCGCUCGCAGGACUGAUUCAUCGCACCUGCCGCCGGCACAAAAUCGCUGGACCGCGGCGUUCACCACCAGCGAGGUCAACGAGCGGUGUGUCAUUUCGCUGUGGGCAGCCCUGGACAUCGGCGAGGUGAACCCCUUUUCGGACUCACUAUGGUCCCUGCCCGAUGCCAUUAUUAGGACUCCUGUGCUGCAAGCCGCCCCUAGAAGAAAUGGUAAAGCCACCACGCUGCUCUGCUUCAACGCAAGGUCCCUGAAAAACAGGAAAAGGGCAGGAGACAUCGCUGCGCUUCUCGACGUGCACCAGGCAGACAUCCUUGCGAUCAACGAGACCUGGCUUUCCGCAGACGUGCUCGACCAUGAGGUGAUCCCAACGCAGUACGUCGUUUACCGGAAGGACCGCGUUGGUGGGCGGCGACCAGCGGGCGGCGUCCUGCUGGCGAUUCUUCCGCACCUGAUGCCGCGCCGCCAAGAGCAACUUGAAACCCUCGCUGAAGCAGUCUGGGCAGAGGUACGAAUUUCAAAUUUAAAGAUCCUGAUCGCCUCCGUGUACAGAGCACCGAACUCCACGCCUGAGCAAAAUAACGAGUUGUUGCGCUCAUUCGCUCUUGCCGCAGAAGUGCAGCAUAAUUACGACGCGUGCCUCGUAUUGGGUGAUUUUAACCUGGCCAUUGACUGGAGUGCCGACCCACCUGUGCCAAACGCCACGCCUGCAGAUUUAUUCCUCGACUGCUUUGACGACCUGGGCUUUGCUCAGCUAAUAAAAAAUGCGACCAGAACGACUGACACAAGUGCAAAGCUGAUAGACCUCUUUCUGUGUGACGCACCAAACCUGGUCUCCUCCGCCGCAGUGGUAAGUGGUGUCAGCGACCAUGAUGCCCUGCACGUGCACCUGGACGUCGAUUCCCGCCGACCAACACCUGUGCCGACGACGGAGCCAGACUGGCGUCGCGCAAACUGGGAUCUGGUCAACGAGCGUCUCGCUGAGAAUCUACUGAGAGUCUGCACCAUCGAUGACUUGUUCACUGCAUGGGAAGCGUGGAAGACGACCGUUUUCACGUGUAUCGCAGAGGUCGUGCCAUCCAAACGGAGAAGAACCAAACGCAGACUGCUGCCUUGGCUUGAUAAAGGACUAAAAAAAAUGUUAAAAUUAAAAGAUCAGCUUUUUUCAGAGUGGCAGAAAACAAAAUCCGACGAGGCGAAAUCCAAUUUCAAGAUGGCGAGGAAAGCUACACAGGGCGCGAUCAGAGCAGCUAAAGAUCGCUGGUUUUGGUCACUUGGACGAGGCCCUGGCGGCGCUGCGACUUUCUGGAAAUACAUCCACUCUAAGAGCAAAGUGCCAAUAAAAACAGCUAGCUUCACAGCAGGUGGAAAGAUCUUCAGCGAGCCGCAAUCCAUCGCUAGCCAGUUUCUCGCCACCUUCAAGAAUAACUUCUCUUCAGCAGCAAUCGAUUUCCCAUUUUACCGACGAGCACCAACUCAAAUGCCAAAACUAACUGAGCUGACCAUUGCGGCGGGAGAAGUCGAGGUUUUGCUGAAGACAAUGGAUGCCAAAAGUGCCACUGGUCCUGACAAAAUCCCAGCAAUUUUCCUGAAAAACUGUUCAACCACAAUCUCACAAAGCCUCACUUAUAUUUUUCAGCUUUCUCUGCGAGCCAGCGAUCUGCCCAUUGACUUUAAGUGCGCUGCUGUCACGCCUAUUCCGAAGGACGGUGACAGAACAAAAUUCAUGAACUGGCGGCCAAUAAGUGUCACCUCGCUGGUUGGUAAGGUGUUGGAAAAGCUCGUGAGGAACAAGAUGGCGAUGUUCUUUGAAACCAAUAAAACUCUGCCAGACUCGCAGCACGGCUUUAGGAACGCGCGCUCCUGCACAACGAUGCUGAUGCGUACACUAGAGGACUGGUCAGCAGCGUUGGAUAACCAGAGCGGGGCGCACGUGAGAAGAUAA
Messenger RNA from Cloeon dipterum, 1974 nucleotides. RefSeq lists its product as uncharacterized. The record is from RefSeq and is a predicted model, not a curated record. The coding region runs from base 1 to 1974 and encodes 657 amino acids. Gene Ontology annotation, molecular function: catalytic activity. NCBI's taxonomy places the organism in Eukaryota, Metazoa, Arthropoda, Insecta, Ephemeroptera, Baetidae. The transcript has 2 exons.